Messenger RNA from Schizophyllum commune H4-8, 1527 nucleotides. RefSeq lists its product as uncharacterized. The record is from RefSeq and is a predicted model, not a curated record. Bases 1 to 1527 code for a protein of 508 amino acids. NCBI's taxonomy places the organism in Eukaryota, Fungi, Basidiomycota, Agaricomycetes, Agaricales, Schizophyllaceae. The transcript has 2 exons.
AUGGUUAAUGCUGACGAGGCCCUCGCCAUCGCCCUCGCACGAGAGGAGGGCGCAGACAAUCAAGAAGCGAUCCUUGCAUCCAUAGGCCCUUCACAGGCAGGAGCCUCCAGCGCUCAUCCUACCGGACCCGCCGCUGCUGAGGCGAGUGACGAUGACCUCGAGUACGCUUCGGAGGAAUCGGUGGCAGGUCUGGCACCGUCCGCGCCACCCGACCCGUAUGCGCCGACCCCUGUCGAGCCAUUGCGCAUCUCGCGCCCUCCCCGCUCUCCCCCAAAUCCGCCGGUCGAAGCGCCGAGACCUGCACCACCAAGGGUCCCCGAAAUCAUAAUCACGCCGGAAACGCCUACUCCGCCGGAAGCUGCCUCCACCGCUCAGCCCGGCGCUGAGCGCGAGUCUACGAACACCCGGCGGGCAAGCACGGACACACUUCCUCCCUACACCUCUCGGGUUCCAAGUUUGCUUUUGCCCCCAGCAUACGAUGCCCUGAGCACCCUGAGAGCAUCGCUUCCGCCAUCCAAUAUGCAUGAUCCUUCUGAGGCUAGUUCGGCGGACGAGGUCGAUGUCCAAGAGCCUCCUCCGACCCCACGUGCAGCAGAAGCGCGCGACUGGUGGCGGGAACCCUUCCCAGUGCCAUCUUCCAUUAGGCGACGCCGUUGCACGUGCGGUUCCCGAGUGUAUCACCAAGUCGUCAAGAAACGUUACACUGGUGGCAGCUUGUGGAAGCGCCUUUGCCGAGAAUCCCAUGCUCGGUGCAGGACUGCCAAGCCUAAUUGCACCGUUCACUGCAGUGGAUGCGGCAAGGCUAAAGGCUUGUGCAGCAUCAGAGGUUGCGACGGGUCGGACUCUCGUUGCGAUAUGUUGUUGUGCUGCCCACAAGUCCGGGCGCUCGCGCUGCAGAGCGCCUUCGACGUCUUCGACAACUUCGAAAGCGAGGCCUUCGCCUCGCUGGACAUCAAUACCCUCCCGUCUUUCGACGCCAUCAUCCGCCACGAGAGCGCCCGGGACCUUGUCUUGGACGUCCUCGAUGCGGUCCGCAGACUUCUCGACAUCAAUAUCGCCCAAUCCAGUGACGAUGAACGCGCUCGCGCCGCCUCGCGCUGGGUUGUGCAGACGAGCACGCUGUUCGACGCGGCGUGGGCGCUUUUCCUGCCUUUCAACAGGUUCGCGGCUACAGAUUCAACCCUGGAGCACGUUUACCUGGAGAUGCUCAGCUUCCUUCGUCUCCUCAGGCGGGCUGAGCUGAUCAGCCAGGUCGACACGCCCGCUUGCGCCGUCGAGUUUUCGCGGACUGCGAUGGACAUGUGGCUAGCGGACGCGGAUUUCGCGUCCCACCUUCCCGAGCUUGUGCCACGUCCGGAGAGGAUGGACACUCCUCUCGACCGCCUGUUGAUGGAGCUCGGGAACGCGCGGGGGGUGAUGUCGAUGCAGGCAAGCACGACGACGAGCCAGCCAACGCGUCGGAAGCUUAAGAGGCUUCUGAGCGCUAUCGACGACUUGCUUGCCGAAUAUGACAUGCUACCUGCUUAG